ACAUUUGUUGAGCUACCAAGAAUUAAAUAUUACAGCUCAACAUUUUUAACGUUUGCUGUGUUGAGUGAAGUUAGUAAUCUUUCGUGUGAAGUUGAAAAGCAGCCAAUUGCUAUUUACUUCCGCUGUUUUCGCAUUGCGUCAAUAGCCACUUCAACGUGUGUGAAGCCACGCGGUUUCCUAUUCGGGCGUUUUAAACUGUCACUGUUUAUAUACUACAUAUAUUUUAGUGUUAAAAUGAGUUCUCAAAAAGGAAAUGUUUCCCGAUCGCGAGGCCCAAAACACCAGAAUGUAACAGCCUUCAAAAAUGACAAGUAUGGUGCAAGCGCACAAGUUAAGAAAGCCAAAGCAAAGGUUCAUGAUGGUCUGUGCCAGCACUGCAGAGAUGUGCUAGAGUGGAAAGUCAAGUACAACAAAUACAAGCCCCUUACACAGCCACGAAAAUGUGUGAAGUGUCUUCAGAAAACAGUGAAGGAUGCCUAUCUCAUAAUAUGCAAGCCAUGUGCACUAAAGCUAGAGCUUUGUUUGAAAUGUGGGAAGAAGGAAGACAUUGUCAUUCCACUUGACAAGGAGGAGGAAGAAGAGGAAGAGAACACCAGCAAACCAAAUAAAGAGAAAAGACAGAAAAAAAGAGAUGAGGAGGAAGAAGUGGAUGAAGAUUUUGAUGACGUGGGCGUUAGCAAUGAUGACUGUGAUAGUGAUUCAGAGGCAGAAGGAAAUUGACAUUUGCAAUUUUCUUUAUGCAUUACCAGCAAACAACUAAACCCAAGAACAACAUAUCUAUGGAAACCUGAGGCUGGGUUUUGGACAUGCACUCACCUGUUCACCUGCUGUUAACUGGGGAAAGACUCCCAGGAGGUGUUUUCCUGUUGGCUGUAGUGAUUGUUUGUUUUCAUCUAGACCCCUUACAGUGAUCUUGGAGGAACUGAAACAGUAAUAUGCCGAAACCCUCAGUCUUGUUUUUUAAAUCAACACAAGCAUUUUGAUAGCAUUCAUGUUAUUGAGAAGCUGUGUGAAUGAAAUGUGUUUUAUUAUCAUAUGAAGCACAUUUGGUGAAAAAAAAAAACAGAAAUGGGAAGUACUGAUGAAACAGGUCCAUUUAAUAAAAGACCUACAUGCAAAUUUUGUACUGCUUAGACAGCUGCCUGUUUAGAAAAUUCUGAAUUACAUUCAAUGUUAAAUCUACAACUUCAGUGUCCUGUUUUCUGUCUUGCUGUCUGUGAUUUUGAUUUUUGAUUUGAUUUAUUUUUAACAGGUUUUUUUUUUUUGAAAUAUCCUCUUGCAUAUCAUUAUGAGUGGCUGCAAAAAUACAGGGGACCUACUUUAUAUUAACCAUCAUUAGCUAUUAUGUACUAACAUUUAAAUGAAUAAUUUGCAAUGAACCUA
This is a messenger RNA of Sinocyclocheilus rhinocerous, 1383 nucleotides long. RefSeq lists its product as uncharacterized. Lineage: Eukaryota; Metazoa; Chordata; Actinopteri; Cypriniformes; Cyprinidae. The coding region runs from base 235 to 720 and encodes 161 amino acids. The record is from RefSeq and is a predicted model, not a curated record. The transcript has 4 exons.